CCCUCCGGCUCAGGGCAGCGGUUAGAGAAAGUCAACAGAGGAAAAGUUUGAGCUGCUGGAGAGAAACGCCGGAAAGAGAGAGAGAGAGGAGGAAUAAAGAGCAGAUAUAGAGAAACUGCAGGGUGUUUUAUAUGUGUGUAGUGUAGCUGAAGAGGUUGGGGUGUAGUAGGAGUCGCUUGUUGGGGGUUUAAAGGUGUUUCUGGGCUGUUUGUUGAGGAGUUGGUUGAACAGGUGCUGCUGUGGGAGAGGAGACGCUGAUACUCAUGGAGGAAUAGAGGGAGAGACCUGAGAUAGCUGAGGACUGACUGCACGACUGACUGAAGAGCUGACCCAUGUAAGGAAAGGAGCUGGCGGCCUCACACACACACGCACACACACACACAAGGACGCUACUAUGGCAGCAUUCACACGCACCUGCGACUCUAAGGUGAGCUGGACCCUCCAGCCCAGAGGAGAGGAGAUGCAAGCCAAGUGCAACAAGAGACGCAGCCCUCAGGACAACCAGAGUGUCAGUAACUGCAGCACAGUGCUGGAGAAGACUCAGGAGUUCUUCCAGAUCUGUGACACUGAAGAUAAAGGCUUCAUCACUCGGCGGGACAUGCAGAGGCUACUUGGAGAGCUGCCCUUAUGUGCUGACGAUCUGGAGAAUGUUUUCGACAGUCUGGACACUGAUGGCAAUGGAUACCUCACCCUGGAUGAGUUCUCCUCUGGCUUUAGUGAGUUCUUAUUUGGUCCGACGGCAUCAGCAUCAUCUCUGCGGACAUCUAAAGAACAAAGCUCGAUGCAGAGUCCUCCUGAGCAGCUCUACCAGAGUCAAUGGGAAGAGACACUAAGUGGAGGGGAGGAUGAUGAGGAGAAACAUUUCUCCAUGCUGAUGGAGCAUCUGGGUGCCAACAACGUCUUUGAGGAUCCAGGAGAGGUACGCAGUUUGUGGACUGAGCUCCGUCGGGAUGAGCCUCGCCUCCUAUCCAACUUUGAGGAGUUUCUGGGUAGAGUGACCUAUCAGAUCAAAGAGGCUCACCAGGAGAAGGUGGAGAUGGAGACUGCUCUGAAAAGGAAAGCAGCUUCUCAUGAUGAUGAAAUCCAGCGUCUGUAUGAAGAAAUGGAGCAACAGAUCAAGAAUGAGAAAGACAGGAUUCUUUUACAGGAUUCUGAGAGGUUCUUGACCCGCAGUCAGGAGCUGGAGCAUCAGCUCUCAGCCAAAGAGCGAGAGCUUGAGCUGCUUUCCAACAAACAGAAAAGAUUGGAGAGCCAGUGUAGUGAUCUGCACAGUGAGCAGAGGGAGACAGCAGUGGAGAAUGUGAAGCUGAAGCAGUAUAAUGAGGAACUGGCUCAGGAGCUUGAACACACCACUCAGCAGCUGAGCCUAGCCCAGGAGCAGCUCAAUCUGCUGCAUGAUCAGGCCCUGCAUCUGCAAGAGGAGAGAGAACUAGAGAUGUACAGAGUUACAGAAGGUUUGCAGAGAGAGCGAGCGAGUCUGCUUAAGCAGCUGGAUCUACUAAGGGAAAUGAACAAACAUUUACGGGACGAGCGGGAUAUGUGUCAUCAGACACCAAAGAAUUCUAUGGCACAGUCCUGGGCACAGAGAUCUGGAUCAAUUGCUAUGAAAUACACAGAACGGAAGCAAUCAUUAAGAAGUGAUGAUGAGGAGGAGAUUUUUCCACAUUCUAAGAGGAAGAACACAGUAGGUAUAAAAGGCCACAGCCCAAACGUGGGACCAGAGGACCAAGUAGACAGUCGGCCUUCUCCCAGACGCCAUCUCCAAAGGGUCAUCUCUAUCGAAGAGGACCAUUUCCCCCACCUCCUGCAGGACGAAUACCGGGCCCAGCUCAAGAACUGGAGUGAGGAGGAAGACGAGCUGGACGACGGCAUCGACCUCCAGAUGAGCAGCAUCUACGCCACUACCAGCACUCCAAUCUCACAAUACCCUCCUGCAGACAGCAGGGACGUACAUACCCCCACCUCACCCAGGGGACAGCCAGUGGGGAAGGAGACCGCCCAACUUGAGGAAGGAGCAAGCCAAGGACCAGACCGGCUUUUUAAGAUCGUUCUGGUUGGCAACUCAAGUGUUGGAAAAACUUCACUGCUGAGGCGUUUCUGUGACGACUGCUUCUGUCCAGGAACCUCAGCUACUGUCGGUAUUGACUACAGUGUUAAGACUCUUGUCGUGGACAACAGUCAGGUGGCGCUGCAGAUGUGGGACACAGCAGGACAGGAGAGGUAUCGCAGCAUUACCAAGCAGUUUUUCCGCAAGGCAGAUGGAGUGGUGGUCAUGUAUGACAUCACUAGUGAGCAGACAUUCACAGCAGUGAGAUCCUGGCUGGCCAGUGUACAGGAAGGAGCAGGUGAAGACAUCCCUGUGAUGUUGCUGGGGAAUAAGACUGAUCUGGAGGGUCAGAGAGAGAUCCAGUUUAAGGCGGGUGAGAAAUUAGCUAAGGACUCUCAGCUGAUUUUCUUUGAGUGCAGUGCUUUCUCAGGCCACAAUGUAACAGAAUCUAUGGUCCAGUUGGCAAGGAUUCUAAAGGAACAAGAAGACAGAGAGAAAGAGAAAACAGUCAUCCUGGUUGACAGCCCCUCUAAGAAGAAGUCUUGCUGCUAGUAGAGCACCCCCUGUAUGUACAUUACUCUAUUCCUGUGCUCAGUGGUGCCUGUUUCCCCCUCUGUCUUUCAGUGUUCAUGGUGAUGUAUGUUUUCCCUCACCAUGCUGGUGUUUUAAUGGUCUCUGACACUUUUAGAAACGUUUGUAAUUUUUCUAUGUUUUUUAAGCAGCAGCACACGAACAGUGUUAUGGUCAAUAUGGGAAAGCCCAGGUUUUGCACUAUAGAAGGUUUUGGUGGAACAACUGUACAUAUAUUUCAUAUUAAGGGAUUAUACGAUUAAUAUAUAGAGCAAGAAUGAGACUGUAUAGUGAUACUGGAAGUAUGUGUGGAAAAAGAUAACAAUUAAAAUAGGUUUUAUACUUGUUAGUUAAUUUUAGGAGUAAUAAUCUCAGAAUAAGGCCUGUUGUUUACAGUGCAAAUGUUUACAUGACAGAAGUACAAUAUCUUUUAAAAGACAAAUUGGAGUUUAUUUGGAGUCAGAAGAUAGUUAUAGUAAUUACACUUCAUUUGAGCUUUAAGAUUUGAGUUUGAAAGGGGAAUUUGUGAUCUAUGUGGAAAAGUGGUCAACAAUCCAGGUGUUAGAGGCUCACUGUUCUUUCCCUCCAGCACAUUCUAUUUAUAGAAACAGACUUAUAAAGUUAAAAAGUGUGUGUCAAAGAUGGAGAAACACAAAUGUUGUGUUCAUACUUCAGGUAAAUCGGAUUUGUUUUACAAUUCAGAUCUGUUAAGAUGACUGUUCACACUCUUAUUUGUAAGUAAUCAGCUCGGAUUUGCAUGUCCAGACAUCACAAGCACAUCUGCAUGGGUUGUUGUGGUAACGAGGUUGACGUUAAUAACUAAUCAUUGGAGCUUUUCUUGGACCUCUGCAUUUUCAUUAAUCUGGAUUUGAUAAAGGGAGUUGUUUGUCUCAGUGUGAGUGAAGCAAAAGACUCACUAAAAU
Astyanax mexicanus (Mexican tetra) is the source of this 3540-nucleotide messenger RNA. It is a transcript of the gene cracr2aa, whose product is annotated as calcium release activated channel regulator 2Aa. NCBI's taxonomy places the organism in Eukaryota, Metazoa, Chordata, Actinopteri, Characiformes, Acestrorhamphidae. Bases 395 to 2599 code for a protein of 734 amino acids. The transcript has 18 exons. Gene Ontology annotation, molecular function: calcium ion binding; GTP binding; GTPase activity. The record is from RefSeq and is a predicted model, not a curated record.